This is a messenger RNA of Funneliformis mosseae, 2037 nucleotides long. Lineage: Eukaryota; Fungi; Glomeromycota; Glomeromycetes; Glomerales; Glomeraceae. The record is from the annotation of a GenBank genome assembly.
AUGCCGAAAUCCGGUGACAAAAAGAACCUUUCAACACAUUUCCUUGCUGGUGGGGGUGCGGGAUUAUGUGAAGCAUUAUGCUGUCAUCCUUUAGAUACGAUAAAAGUGAGAAUGCAAUUGAGUAAGAAGAGUCAUAGGCCAGGCUUUUUUACUGUUGCUGUUAAUAUUAUAAGAAAAGAAUCAUGGUUCGCCUUGUAUAAAGGGUUUGGCGCUGUAGUAACAGGAAUUGUGCCGAAGAUGGCUAUUCGUUUCUCCAGCUUUGAGGCUUAUAAAGGUUUUUUGGCGAAUAAAAAUACUGGCAAAGUUUCAACCACUGCUACAUUUUUUGCCGGUCUUGGCGCAGGUACUACAGAAGCCGUACUCGUUGUGACUCCAAUGGACGUCAUAAAGAUUCGUCUACAAGCUCAACGUCAUUCAAUGACCGAUCCUUUGGAUAUUCCAAAGUAUCGAAAUGCGGCUCAUGCAGCUUAUACUAUAAUAAAAGAAGAGGGUAUUCAAGCAAUGUAUAAAGGUGUUGCUUUGACUGCGCUUCGACAAGCCACAAAUCAAGCUGUCAAUUUCACAGUUUAUCAAGAGAUGAAAAAACAAAUGAAAAAAUUACAAGAAACAAAAGAAGGUCAAGAAUUGCCAACUUAUCAACACUUGUUGAUGGGUGGUUUAAGUGGUGCUAUGGGACCUAUUGCAAAUGCACCUAUUGAUACCAUUAAAACUCGUAUUCAGCGCUCAAGUAGCACUGAAAAAGGUUGGUCUAGAUUCAAAUCAGUGACUACCACUCUUAUAAAAAACGAAGGUUAUUUGGCCUUGUAUAAAGGACUUUUCCCUCGUUUGAUGCGUGUAGGUGUUGACUUUAGAAAGUACCUUGAGCAGGCUUCGGAAUAUUCUCCAUCCCUUUCAGGAUUUGUUAGGGAAAAUAUCGAUUUAGUAGUUCGUUCUCCUCCGAAAGGGACCGAUUUUAAUAGUUUAGAUGGCGCAUGGAAAAAACGGUUUAGAACAACUGUAGAAAUACUUAAUGUGAAGGAGAGUGAUGAUGUGGGAAGUUCCAGUCAGGAACGAAUCAGAGUCCAACGCCGUGGAAAAACUUACGUCAUGUAUGAAAAUGAAAACGAAAUUAUUGGAAAUCAAUUAACGAAAAACCAGGAAAAACGUCUUGCAAGUCAUCAACAAGAUGAAGAAUCUAAGACGGUUGAUGAGGAGGGAAUAGAUAACCUUCAGAAAGAACUGUCACCAGAGAUUUUUGAUUAUGUUGAUAAUGAAAACAUUGCGUUUGAUGAAGUAUCAAUUAACGAAAAUAUACUAAGGAUAUCUGCUAUGAAUUUAGCAAAGCUGGACGAGUCCAAGUACUUUGGGGAAUUUACUCCACAUUUUAUAAAGUAUAAAAAAUCCCAGCAAAAUAGCUUAUUUUCGUGCACGAACGAUGACAUGAUGGAUAUUCGAGGAAGAUCACGAAGAGAUAAUAAAGAUAAAAAAUAUUUGAAUCGAGUUAUGCUUCCAUUUGCCCCAAACAACAGUGAGCACCAUUAUUGGUCAGGAUUUGGGCAUCGUUUUUUCUCAAGGACAUUACAAGAAUUUAUAGGUCUUGACUGGAGAGCCAUGGAAGUUCCCUUUGCAGAUUUGUUAUCGUGGACGUGGAAAACGGGAGAAGAAACUUUUAUUGGAGAGCAAGCCGGACCUCCCACUAAAUCUGAUUUAACAAAACUUACAAUGGAUUCUUUUAAAUUGUACAGAGAGAUGAGAGAUUGUUUAAACGUUAGGAUUUUACGAGCCAUGGGAAAAGGUGACAUGAAUUACAAUAACCGGUCUGUUUUCGGAAUAUUGGGUUAUCUUUUCGAAAUCAAAAUGCUUAUAAUAUGGAAAGAUGGAAUGUCAGAGAUGAAAUCAGGUAUAUUAAGAUUAUUGGAAUUUAUGAUGAUUAUCAAAAUCGAAAUGGAAAAUAAUGUUGAAACUAAAUAUAAUGCUAAAUAUAUACAGAUUUUCAAAAGAAAAUUUAAUGAGAUUAUUCCAACAAGGCCAUCACCUUCAAAAAUCGCGAAGAAAUAG